Oryza brachyantha (malo sina) is the source of this 2548-nucleotide messenger RNA. Its product is annotated as probable sulfate transporter 3.5. Gene Ontology annotation, cellular component: membrane. The record is from RefSeq and is a predicted model, not a curated record. The coding region runs from base 188 to 2176 and encodes 662 amino acids. Gene Ontology annotation, biological process: transmembrane transport. Gene Ontology annotation, molecular function: secondary active sulfate transmembrane transporter activity. NCBI's taxonomy places the organism in Eukaryota, Viridiplantae, Streptophyta, Magnoliopsida, Poales, Poaceae. The transcript has 12 exons.
GCAGCGCUCGCCACACCGAGUCGAUCAGAGCAAAACACGCUUCGAGUCGAUCGCACGUCGUACUCUCGGUGCUGCUGCUCCGAUCCAUUUGUGUGGCAGGAGGUAGAUCUCGGCCCCGGCUUGCGCUCGCGGCCAAGGCCUACGUACGUACCUCGAGAGAUCGAUCGACCGACCGACGACCGCGCACAUGGGGACGGAGGCCCGCGACGGCGACGACGACCGCCGGCUCCGCGCGGCGCCGGCGCCGGCGCUCCACCUGCACGGCGGCGGCGCCCUGCCGGAGGUGAACCUGUCCACGCGGCGGCCGUUCGCGGAGAAGGUGUGGUCGGACCUCGCCGAGACGUUCUUCCCCGACGACCCGUUCCGCGGGUUCGGGGGGCUGCCGCCGGCCAGGCGGGCGUGGUGCGCGCUCAAGUACUUCGUCCCGGCGCUGGACUGGGCCCCGCGCUACCGCCUCGCCAAGUUCAAGUACGACCUCCUCGCCGGCGUCACCAUCGCCAGCCUCGCCAUCCCGCAGGGCAUCAGCUACGCCCGCCUCGCCAACCUCCCGCCCAUCAUCGGCCUCUAUUCGAGCUUCGUGCCGCCGUUGCUGUACGCGGUGUUCGGGAGCUCCAACAACCUGGCGGUGGGGACGGUGGCGGCGGCGUCGCUGCUGCUCGCGUCCAUCGUCGAGACGGAGGUGACGGCGGACGAGAACCCGGUGCUGUACCUGCAGCUCUUCUACACCGCCGCCUUCUUCACCGGGCUCUUCCAGACCGCAUUAGGCGUCUUUAGGUUAGGGCUAAUAGUGGAUUUCCUCUCGCGGUCGACGAUCACCGGCUUCAUGGGCGGCACGGCGGCGAUCAUCAUACUGCAGCAGCUCAAGGGCCUUCUUGGGAUGAAGCAUUUCACCACCAAGACGGACGUCAUCUCCGUCCUGCACUCCAUCUACCAUUACCGCCAUGAGUGGAAAUGGCAGAGUGCAGUUCUUGGCAUAUGCUUCUUGUUGUUCUUGUUGUCGAGUCAGCACCUGAGAAAGAAAUUGCCAAAAUUGUUCUGGGUGUCGGCCGUUGCACCUUUCAUGGUUGUCGUCAUCGGAGGCGUAUUCGCUUUCCUCGUCAAGGGUGACGAGCAUGGCAUCCCGAUAGUCGGUAACCUGAAGAAAGGGCUCAAUCCCCUGUCCAUUUCGCAGCUAACAUUCCAGUCCAGGCACAUGAAGACGGCCGUGAAAGCAGGUCUCUUGUCUGGGAUCCUAGCGCUGGCAGAAGGGAUAGCCGUCGGCCGAAGCCUGGCGAUGGUCAAGAACGAACAGAUCGACGGUAACAAGGAGAUGAUCGCGUUUGGCAUCAUGAACAUCGCCGGCUCUUUCACCUCCUGCUACCUCACGACAGGGCCGUUCUCAAAGUCGGCGGUGAACUUCCACGCCGGGUGCAAGACGCCGAUGUCGAACGUGGUGAUGUCGGUGUGCAUCAUGCUGGUGCUGCUGUUCCUGGCCCCUCUGUUCAAGUACACCCCGCUGGUGGCGCUCUCCUCGAUCAUCGUCGUCGCCAUGAUCGGGCUGAUCAAGGUCAAGGAGUUCUGCCACCUCUACAAGGUCGACAAGUUCGACUUCUGCAUCUGCAUGGUCGCCUUCCUCGGCGUCGUCUUCUUCACCAUGGUCACAGGCCUCGGCGCAUCGGUAGGCUUGUCAGUAGUGAGGGCAUUGCUGUACGUAGCCAGGCCUACCACCUGCAAGCUUGGAAGCAUAGCCGGAAGCGAGAGCUUCCGCGACGUAAAGCAAUACCCGCAGGCGAAGAGCGUCCCCGGCAUCCUCGUCUUGCAGCUGGGCUCUCCCAUCUAUUUCAUCAACGCGGGUUACUUGCGGGAAAGGAUCUUGAGAUGGGUGGAGGAUGAGGAGAACCUCUGCAAGGGCGUCGGGCACGAUUUGCAAUACGUUAUUCUUGAUCUUGGUGGUGUCACCUCGGUCGACAACUCUGGAAUCGGGAUGCUAUCAGAAGUACACAAGAGCCUCGAGCGGAGAGGGAUCACGAUAGCUCUGACAAAUCCUAGGCUAGAGGUGACAGAGAAGCUGAUGCCGUCUGGAUUCAUCAGGGACAUCUUGGGGGAGGAGUGGGUGUUCCUGACUAUCAAGGACGCCAUCACGGCGUGCCGAUACGCGCUGCAGACGUUCAGACGUAAGGGAGAAGACGAAGUAUAGGAGCUCUUUCUUUGCGUAGUGCUGUUUACAAAAGUAUAGGUGUAGAUACUUGGGAAAUGGGCAGGCAAGGCAAGCAAUACAAAAUGUUCCAUUAGUAUGGGUAUGAGAGGAAGAUUCGGGAAGUUAUUCAGUCGCAUGAAUUAGUAGUACUUGCUUAGAUGCUUGGAUGUUCGAUCUCUGCAUGUUCUGAAUUGUAUCAUGGUAAGGUCUUUGUUAGGGGCAAUGGGGAAUAUAGUGAGGAGGAUGGAAGAACUGUUUGUGUGUAUAGAUCAGUUUAGAUUCUGCGGUUACUGAGAGUCGUAGAUUUGCUUGUAUAAGGCCUUGUGGUAUUGCUGAACUGCUAGAAGAAUAAAUUGUUUAAAUAAUUUUACC